GUAGCUUUUUGGCAGAGUCUUUCGACCUUUCUAGGCAUACAAUGAUAUUGUCAACAAGGAGAGAUAGUUUGACUUCUUCUUUUAUUAUUUGGGUGCCAUUUAUGUCUUUCUCUUGCCUAAUUACUCUGGCUAAUUAUUUCUUUUAUAAUAUUUUCACAUGAAAAUUCUCCUAAUCUUAAGACCACACAUCACAAUGCCUGUGGAAAUCUCAUCUUGGACUUCCUCAGACACUUGUGGGUAAAAUCAAUUUUUCUCUCUGUCUUCUGCUUAAGACUUUUCAGUGGUUCUCGUCACCUACAGAAUGAAGUUGAAGCUCCUGCACUUAGCAUAUCACAUAAGACCUGCCGUGAGCUGUUCCCAACAUGCCUUUCUGCCCUCAUGUAUCAUUUCCUCCCUUUUCAUUAUUCUCAAUUACUAGUAAUUCUGUCACACAUUGUAUUUGCGUCUUUGUGCUUUGGUUCUUUACAUAAAACUCUCUUUUUACCUUUUGUUUCCUGGGAAAAACUUAUUUACUUGGGACUCUUCUUGGCAACCUCUGCAGGAAGAACACUUUCAUUGAACCCUAGCGCUGUCCCUAAUACCCUUCAUCUGGACUGUCAUAGCACCCUGUGAAUUUUUCUAUAUCAUUUUCCAUUUUAUAUUUAAAUUGUCUUUUUACUGGCUUAUAUCUCCCACUGGCAACCUAAACUGGCAGAGGCUGAUCAGAUCAUAAAUAUCUUUCUACUCCUAAUGCUAGGGUCAAUACCUGGUACAGAAUAUUUACACUUUUUGUUUAAAUAAACUGAGCUGACUUUCUUCUGGUUGGUUAUGUUCUGAGGCCCUAUCACUAAAACUUGGUCUUUUAUCUCAGAAGUUGAAGCCUCCCUUGGAGCCAGCUGCAAAGUUCCCAGAGCCCUAAGAGCCCCACAGCCAAUCACCUACAAAGUGGGCUGUCCUGAGUCAGCAUUCCAAACCCAAAGUCCAGAGUUGGAGCAGAAGCAGGAAAGGCACAAUGGAAGCUGCCCCAUCCAGGUUCAUGUUCCUCCUAUUUCUCCUCACGUGUGAGCUGGCCCCCGAAGUUGCUGCAGAAGUUGAGAAAUCCUCAGACGGUCCUGGUGCUGCUCAGGAACCCACGUGGCUCACAGAUGUCCCAGCUGCCAUGGAAUUUAUUGCUGCUACUGAGGUGGCUGUCAUAGGCUUCUUUCAGGAUUUAGAAAUACCAGCAGUGUCCAUACUCCAUAGCAUGGUGGAAAAAUUCCCAGGUGUGUCAUUUGGAAUCAGCACCGAUUCUGAGGUUCUGACCCACUACAAUAUCACUGGGAACACCAUCUGCCUCUUUCGCCUGGUGGAUAAUGAACAACUGAAUUUAGAGGACGAAGACACUGCAGGCAUCGACGCCGCCAAACUGAGCAAUUUCAUUGAGAUCAACAGCCUCCACAUGGUGACAGAGUACAAUCCUGUGACUGCAAUUGGGCUAUUCAACAGUGUCAUUCAGAUUCAUCUUCUCCUGAUAAUGAACAAGGCCUCUCCAGAGUAUGAAGAGAACAUGCAGAGAUACCAGAAGGCAGCCAAGCUCUUCCAGGGGAAGAUUCUCUUUAUUCUGGUGGACAGUGGUAUGAAAGAAAAUGGGAAGGUGAUAUCGUUUUUCAAACUAAAUGAGUCUCAGCUGCCAGCACUGGCCGUUUACCGGACCCUCGAUGAUGAGUGGGAUACACUGCCCACGGCAGAAGUUUCCGUAGAGCAUGUCCAAAACUUUUGUGAUGGAUUUCUAAGAGGAAAACUGUUGAAAGAAAAUCAUGAAGCAGAUGAAAAGCCUCCAAAGGUGGAACUCUGACUUCUCCCUGGUACUGCAUACGACCAACUGUCUACCUUAUAUAAAGUAAAAAGGCCCAACUCAAAUCUCAGAGACACUAAACAACAGGAUCACCAAGCCUGCAGACCAUACACACAGACAAUCACACACACACACACACAAUCACACACACACACAUGAGCUUCAUUUUCUUUCUCAAAAUCUCAUUUUCUCUUCUUUCUUUUAAAUGCCCUAUCCUCACCCCCUACCCAAUUUCCUAUUGUGCAUUCACACUGUGUGAGCCCAUCUAUAAGACCACCAGAUCAAGGCUUUAACAGACUCACUGUGGUAUCUCUGUGGAGAGACAUUCCUAGAGAAGGAUUGUCACAAUUUGUCAUUUAAUAUUAAGUUUCUAUACUGCACGUGACUUACACACAAUAGUUCCUGUUCUUUUAAGGUUACCUAAGGAUCGAAAAUCUACCUUCUUUCAUAAGCAACAUGUCCAUCUCCAACUCAGGACCAAAAACUAAAGGAUGGUUUUAAACACCUUUCUGAAAUUGCCUUUUUGCCAGAAGGUGAAGGCUGUCUCCAAGCCUCCGAACCCAGCAGAAACAGACCACGUGAAAACUCCACGCUUGAUUAGCAUUGCCAACUCCCCGUGUAAAUCAACAACCUGCAUAAUAAAUAAAAGGCAAUCAUGUUAUAGGAAAAGGCUG
Callithrix jacchus (white-tufted-ear marmoset) is the source of this 2487-nucleotide messenger RNA. Lineage: Eukaryota; Metazoa; Chordata; Mammalia; Primates; Cebidae. The record is from RefSeq and is a predicted model, not a curated record.